Lactuca sativa (garden lettuce) is the source of this 4706-nucleotide messenger RNA. RefSeq names its product glutamate receptor 1.2. Gene Ontology annotation, cellular component: membrane. Lineage: Eukaryota; Viridiplantae; Streptophyta; Magnoliopsida; Asterales; Asteraceae. Gene Ontology annotation, molecular function: ligand-gated monoatomic ion channel activity. The record is from RefSeq and is a predicted model, not a curated record.
AUGAAAGCUGAUUUCACUUGCAUAAUCAGAUGCAGUGGAGUUGAAAGUAGAAGAUGCAUGGUAACUUUUACACAUAGUCUUUUUCCCUUGUGGCUUUACAAUCCUUUUUGAAUGUUUCUGCUGUGUAUUUGUUUUCAAUCACUUCAUUUCUGCCCUGCUCUGCUUAAGGCUGUAAAAACAAUGAAGAAAGGGGACAUGAACAUGGCUCAAGACUCAAGAGAAGAUCAACGCUGCUGGAAAAAAAAAAGAAGGAAGUGGGUAAUGUGUUCUUUAAAGCCGGUAAAUAAUAUGAGAAGGUAAUUAGACUCUGGUUGACUAGUCAUAAGUCAAGAACUAAUUAAGUUGUACUAAUGCAAAACUAGUGUAUGACUAAAUCUAGUUUCUAUUUUUGACCUUUCCAGGCUGCUAAUUAAGUUCAUUGAGUAUGUCACUAAUUUUGAAGAAGAAGAAAAGCAUUGAAGGUUACCUGUAACCUUCAUAAUGCAGCUUGCCGUUGACAGUUUGUUGUUUCUAAAUUUAUAUGCUGUUUAAAAGUUGUUAAUAAGUGGUGGGAAACCAUGAUUGAGACAGGUGUGGGAACUUGACACUAAGUAUUUAACUAAUGCUUUGAUUGGGUAGUGGCAGUAUGAUAUCCAUGAAUAUUGCUUUUGAUCAUGGACCCCACCUUCUCAAUUACAUCACAUUUACUAACUAGUUUGGGCUUGGGUCCCACACCCCGUUUGGGCGUUGACUUUGAUGGGGAGGAAGAAGCAACCUGACCAACUUCAAACAACCCAUGGUUGACUUGGGCCUAUUUCCUUCUUUAUGUUCUUGACCUUCCUUACUAUGGUAAGUAGGUGAAGUCAUUAUUUGGGCCUUUUUAAAUUCACCAUUCUAGUUAAUUAUGAUAUACUUUGUUCGUGCCAUGGAAAUUUGUAAUAAGUUUUAUUGUUUAAUUUCUGUAAAAACAAACAAAUUUAUAAUCACUUGUUUUGGUGUGACAUGCCAUAUAUAUUUUCGUUCAAAAUUGACAUUCAACUAUUAUAUCACAUAAUCAUCACAAGGUGAUACUUGGCGAAUUAGUUAUCCGGAUGUCUUAAUGUCAUGAAGGUCAACUGUGUAUAUCAAAACAAGCACUACCCUAUUUGUGGCCAACUUGUGUCCCUUAAUCCUUUUCAUCCAAUUAGAUCAUAUGCCCAACUUAACCUUAUUAUAUGGAUAUACUCUUUAUGCUUAGGACGCAAACAAUAUAAAAGCUACAUCCCAAGAAACUGUUUUAUGAAAUGCCUCAAGAAGAUUAUAACUCCUAAUGUUCUUGUUUUACUGGUGUUGAUCGAGGUUAGUGGCCAGUUUAGAGAUGCGAAGCAACUGUUCUAUGAAAUGCCUGGUAAAGAUUAUGACAAGAUAGAGAGUUUUUUUGGUUUGAUUUAGGUUUUAUCAAGUUUUAUUUGUUGUAACGAGCUAACAAAGACAAUAAUUCUACUAUGAUACUUGGAAUCGCAGUUUUUAUAACAAGCUAACAAAGACAAUGGUGCUGCUAUAUAUGAACUUGUACUCAUGCAUUAAGGAUUGUACAAAUAUUGCUCAUGAUUUGAGUAAGAUUUCUUCUUUGUGCCUAUGAAUUUGUUGGCUCAAGAGAAGAUUUCUCAUUUUGGCCAGGCCACUACAGUCCCCUGAAUUCUCUUAUUUUCAUCAUGCACUGAUCUUUGCUGUCAAGAAAGUGUCUAAAUUACUAUUGUAAAGUUUCACUUAUUUUUAGUAAUAUAUAUAGUUUUUAAUUAUAUGGAAAAGAAAAUUAUUUCUACCAGAUAUUGACCAUCUAAUUUGCAGGUUCCCAUUGAUGCUGAUAGGUCUGACCAAAUCAGUAGACUUUUGUUCCUAUUCAACGGUUCAGACUAAGGAACACUGACCAGGUUUUAAUUUAAUCAAUGUCAAUAUUUUCAUGGCUGCCUAACUCAAACUUAAAAGUCAAAUAAUGAGCUCUCAUAUAUUACUUAUGUUUGUUCAUGUUCUUGUUUAAGUUGACAGGACACCAUUUUCUUUGUUUCCCCACCUACCUACUAAAAACGCUACUGUGUCAUCUUGAUAUUACUAAAAACUUGCCAAUUAAUGAUGAAUUGCAGGUUAUUUCCAUUUCUGACAUUGAUGUUGCUUAGCUUUCAAAGCCUUUUAGCAGCACAUGAAGAUCCAACUUAUAAGGAAGUACAAGUGGGAGUGAUUCUUGACAUGGAAUCGGGGGUAGGGAAGGUCAUUUAUCGUUGCAUCAGCAUGGCUAUUUCUGACUUUUACACAGCCAAUCCUCACUACACAACAAGAAUAGCUUUUACAACCAGGGAUACAAAAGGAGAACCACUGCGUGCCUUGUCUGCUGCUCUGGAUCUUUUGGAGAACACUAAAGUGCAAGCGAUAAUAUAUCCCAAAUCAACAGUUCUGGAAUACAAAGCUAACAUACCGAUUCUUUCCUUGUCAACAAGUCCCUUUUCAAAUAGGAAUCCUAAUCUUCUUGGAAUCGCACAAGAUGAAAACAGUCAGUUCAAAGGCAUUGCUGCCAUGGUUGAAUUGUUUAAAGCAAAUAAUGUGAUUGUUAUCUGCGAGGACACUGCAAAUGGGAGAGAAAUGGCUACUUAUAUGGCUAGAGAGUUUCAAGAGAAAAACAUACACGUUACGUAUACUAGCCUAAUUUCAACAUCUGACAGCAACCAACAAGUCCGGGAAGAGCUUCAUAAGCUUCAAACUAUGCAAGACACGGUGUUUAUAGUGCAUACACCACCUUCUCUAGCAUCCAAUCUUUUCUCCAUGGCAAAAGAGCUGGGAAUGAUGGGUGAAGGAUACAUGUGGAUUGUAACAAGUAAGACUAUGGACUUGUUGGGUUCCAUGGAUGCUGAAGCAAUCGAAUCAAUGCAGGGGGCUGUGGGUUUCAGAUCAUAUUUUCCAUCAUCAAAGGAGCUUCACAACUUUUUAUUGAAAUGGAGAAAGGAACAUUAUGCUUUGAACCCAUUUAUGGAGGUAGAUUCCAAUGGUAUAUGGGCAUAUGAUGCAGUUUAUGCACUAGCCAUGGCUAUUGAGAGGAAACAAACUAGAGAAUAUGCUUCGAAAGACUUGGGUAGCAAUAUUGACACAUCACUACUUUUAGACGAGAUGUUAAGAGUCAGGUUCCAUGGUUUAGGUGGUGAAUUCAAGCUUAUGAAUGGGAGGAUCAUCACCAAAGUCAUGGAAGUGGUGAAUGUGGUUGGUAAGGGUGAUAGGAGGGUUGGGUUCUGGAUGAUGGCUACUGGUGGCGGGUUUAUGAAAGAAAUAAAGAAACCAAAUUCCCCUUCGAAUCAAGGCCUUGAAAUUAUCAUCUGGCCAGGUGGGACUACAAGCAUUAAUCCAAAGCGUAGGAAGCUACAAACAAAUGGUAAUAAGAAGCUGAGAAUUCUGUUUCCAGGUUCCAGCAGAUUCCAGAAUUUAGCACAAAUAAGUGUUGAUCCAAGAACAAAUCUAUCGGUUUUGAGCGGCUUCUGUGGGGAUGUCUUCAAUGCUGCGUUUAACUCCUUAGGCUAUGGAGUUGGCAUUGAGGUUGUUCCAUUCUCUUAUAAGGAUGGAAUUACUUACAAUGAUGUGAUCAAAAAAAUCUAUCUUAAGGAAUAUGAUGCUGCUAUCGGGGAUUUUACAAUCACAUCAAAUAGAUCUCUCUAUGUCGACUUCACGUUGCCCUUCACUGAUCUUGGAGUUGGCAUAAUAGCCCGAAAUGCCAAGGACAGCAUGUGGAUAUUCUUAGAUCCUCUCAGUGCAAAUCUUUGGAUCACAACUUCUUGUUUCUUUAUCUUUUUAGGGUUUGUGAUCUGGUUUAUCGAACAUCGUACAAACGAAGAAUUUCAAGGUUCAGCACCACAGCAAUUGGGAACAACCCUCUGGUUUGCCUUUUCAACCCUCGUUUAUGCUCACAGGGAGAAGCUGCAAAGUAAUCUAUCAAGAUUCGUGGUUACUGUUUGGGUAUUUGUAGUGCUUGUUCUCACGUCAAGUUACACUGCAACUUUGAGUUCAGUUUUAACUGUACAACAGAUUGGAAUGAAGGAGAUCUCCACCGGAUUCUUCCAUGGUCUUUCCCCUUUAGGUGUUGUCAAUAACAAAUUGAAUGCUGUUGAGGCCUGGUCAGAGAAACUAUAUGCACCUGAGGACUAUGCUAAAGCACUAACAAGUGGAAAAGUUGAAGCAAUCGUUGCUGAGAUCCUUUACAUCAAAUCAUUUCUUGCAAUGUUUUCGGGUUCUGAUUUCUCCUUGAUUGCAACAGCACCUACCACCAACGGUUUUGGCUUUGUGUUCCAGAAAGGUUCACCUUUGGCCACAGAGAUGUCGACUCAUAUAGCGAAAAUGCGUGAAGACGGGACACUGAAAGCAUUAGAGGAUAAAUGGUUGAAACAUAAAUCUGCAGUGAUGUCAAAGGAAUUUUCUUCCCCGUCACCAAAAAUCUUGAAUCUUUAUGGGCUUCGAGGUCUCUUUAUUAUCAGUGGUGUGUCCAUGGCAUUGGCCCUUUCGGUGUCCAUGAUUGAACUUGUUUGUGAAAAAUGGCACAUCAAAGAUAAGAUUAAGAUGUUGAGGUGCGUCUUACAUAGAUCUUCAGAAAUACAUGCACAUGAUAGUGAUGUGGAAUCAACGGUUUGAAUUUUCUGUAAAGUUAAUUAAAUAUGAGCCACUAUACUUAACAUCUUGUUUCUAGUUAAUUAAAUAUGAGCAACUAUACUUUA